This is a messenger RNA of Opisthorchis viverrini, 495 nucleotides long. RefSeq lists its product as hypothetical. Bases 1 to 495 code for a protein of 164 amino acids. The record is from RefSeq and is a predicted model, not a curated record. NCBI's taxonomy places the organism in Eukaryota, Metazoa, Platyhelminthes, Trematoda, Opisthorchiida, Opisthorchiidae. The transcript is spliced from 4 exons.
AUGACUGUCCAUUCGCUUUCGGGUGCGAAACCCUGGCGAUCCAAAGACUGCUACGGCAGGAUAUGCAGGGUUUGGCAUCGCCGAGUCACUGGGCUGAAGGAUUCUUGCUUGACUAGACCUCUAACCAUUGACCAACCCGGUAUGAGACUCUGUGAAUGUCGCGAGAUACUCUCCAAUAUAGCUCAAUGGAUCGCUGAGGUGCGCAAACCGUCACACCACGGGAAGAGUCUGUCUCUUCGUGACGAUGAUAGUUCGAAAGUUCGCCUCCUGCUCCGCAAACUUGGACCCGCAGAGCAUGAUAAGUACGCUAACUAUAUUCUGCCAAAGAACCCGCGCGAUAUCAAUCUUGAUGAAACGACUGAGCGUCGAGUGGCGAUGUGCACUCUGAAGCACUCCACACUCCGAAGCAAGCAGGAGAACAAGCUGCUCUCGCUCUCACACUGGACUCGCUUGGCACUGUAUCAGAAAAAGCUGCCGAAGACACACUGUAAUUGA